UUUUACUUUGGUUUUUCAUCUCUUUGUGUCGUGGCAGCACUAUGAAUUUGUCAAACAAAUGUCAAUUUGUUUUCAUUCAAUUUUAAGAAACUAAAUUAUUAGACCUGGUUAUUUCUUAUAAACGAUUUCAAUUGAAAGAAUUUAUAAUACAAAAUAAAAAUGGGUAACUGGAAAUUAGAAGUUGGACGAAUGGCAAUGUACACAUCAUUUCCCGUUGGACUGUUCUUUUUCUUUAAUCAACCAACUUACUUUGAAGAAUGGGUUACUAAUACUAAACGUCAAAUCUUUCCACCGGAGAAUAAGCAGGACAGAGAAGCUAUACAGAAGUUAAUUCAAGAUAUGAGGAAGAAACAAAUGAAAUCAGUGGAAGGAGAAUAAAAAUACACUACAAAUUACUUUAAAAAUACAUUAGGUUAUGUUUAUGUAAAUAUUUAAUAUAAGUAGUUAAAAGUAAACACUUUUUUUUUUGCAAAAUUAUAUAACAAUCAAUUAUAUUUUCAGUGUGCUGGACAUGGAAUGGUAAUGAACUUACAUAAUUUUUAUGUGACUAUGGCAAAGCCAAAAGGAGGGUUAUAAUUUUAGCAGUCUAUCUAUGUUUAUCUGUUCCCUCAUAUCUCCCACAAAUUUUUUUAUUAUUUACAUAAAUUAAAUAUCAUUAGAAGCGUCUUAAUUGUCCACUGACUAGGUUAUAUACAUAUAUCACAUUAUAUUGAAUGUAGCACCCUGUAAAGGACAGUGGCGUACUAAAAUUAUUUUGUCAUACUAAAAUUAAUUAAUAUGGGAUAUUAACCAUGUUUUGUAUUUUUAUUUUUCGGAGUUCAAUAUUCGACAUUAUCUACAAAUACAGAGUUGAGACUUAAAAAUCUUUUUUUUUCAUAGUCGGGUUUUAGUUUUUAACUUUCUUUAUCUUGUGUUUAUAAAUGAUUUGAGAUGUAUAACUACAUAAUAAAAGUAAACAGAUAAUA
Melitaea cinxia (Glanville fritillary) is the source of this 965-nucleotide messenger RNA. Its product is annotated as protein PET100 homolog, mitochondrial. Gene Ontology annotation, biological process: mitochondrial respiratory chain complex IV assembly. Lineage: Eukaryota; Metazoa; Arthropoda; Insecta; Lepidoptera; Nymphalidae. Gene Ontology annotation, cellular component: mitochondrion; mitochondrial inner membrane. Bases 160 to 378 code for a protein of 72 amino acids. The transcript has a single exon. The record is from RefSeq and is a predicted model, not a curated record.